GAGGAGAGGGAAAGAGCUCCGGCAGAAACGCGCCGCUUCGCGUCCCCCCUCCGGCCGGCCGCGGCGUGAUGCGCACGGCCCGGCCCGUGACGCCGCGGCCACCCACGUCCCCGCGCCCCAGCUGCCAUCGCGUGCCGGGCUCUGGGACCCCGGCGCCGGGCCUCGCUCCCCAUGGGGCUGCGCCGCUGGCUCCGGAGCGCCUGCUGCUGCUGCCCGUGCCGGUGCCUGGAGGAGCCCGCGCGGCCCGAGAAGGAGCCGCUGGUCAGUGGUAACAAUCCAUAUUCCUCAUUUGGAGCAACUCUAGACAGGGAUGAUGAGAAGAAUUUAUGGAGCAUGCCUCAUGAUGUGUCCCACACAGAGGCAGAUGACGACAGGAUCUUGUACAAUCUGAUAGUCAUUCGUAAUCAGCAGACCAAAGACUCGGAGGAAUGGCAGCGACUCAACUAUGAUAUCUACAGCCUGCGGCAGAUUCGCCGAGAAGUGAGAAACAGAUGGAGGCGAAUCUUAGAAGACUUGGGUUUUCAAAGGGAAGCAGACUCUUUGCUGUCAGUGACCAAACUCAGCACCAUGAGUGACUCUAAAAACACGAGAAAAGCCCGAGAGAUGCUGUUGAAACUGGCCGAAGAGACUUCCAUCUUCCCAGCCAGCUGGGAGCUCUCCGAGAGGUAUCUCUUGGUCGUGGACCGUCUCAUUGCUCUUGAUGCUGCCGAAGAGUUCUUUAAAAUUGCUAGCCGAACUUACCCCAAGAAGCCUGGGGUCCCUUGCCUGGUCGAUGGCCAGAAAAAACUGCACUACUUUCCAUUUCCAAGUCCCUGAAGGAUGGCCUGGAAGAGGAACAGAGUUCUUUCACCAUGACAUAGUAAUUUUUACCAAAGUUGGACCACUGCCUGCGGUGGCAGAUGAGCCAGGAGACGGCUUUCUACACUCAAACACGAUUCUGAAUCCUACAAAGCGUAAUGUCUUCCUCAGGACCUUAGCCUAAGAAGACUUUGGUUACAUUAAAACACCUGGCAACUGCACUGAGAAACGAAGUUAAA
Messenger RNA from Peromyscus leucopus (white-footed mouse), 1037 nucleotides. RefSeq names its product melanoregulin (gene Mreg). NCBI's taxonomy places the organism in Eukaryota, Metazoa, Chordata, Mammalia, Rodentia, Cricetidae. The record is from RefSeq and is a predicted model, not a curated record. Bases 172 to 816 code for a protein of 214 amino acids. The transcript is spliced from 5 exons. Gene Ontology annotation, cellular component: melanosome. Gene Ontology annotation, biological process: melanocyte differentiation; melanosome transport.